AUGACUACCGCAAUGAACUCUCAUACCACCUCAAUGUUCGCUCCUGAAAUGAAAGGAUUACAUGUCAUAGAGUUUAUUACUAAUGAGCAACCUUACCCUGCUGAAAAGUUAAUUGAAAAGCUGCAAGAAUUUCAAGCAUCAUUUCAAGAAGAAUACGAAGAUUUCAGUGUUGGAUCAUCCAAAAUGCAUUCGUCGUCCCAUCAAUUCUCUGUUCCGUUUUUUGGGCAGCAACAUGAUUCUCGCUUAUUUGAUGGAAUUGAAUCCACCGCUGAAGACGAUUUAGAAGCAGGUGACGAUAAUGAAGUUGAAGCUCUCAUUAAAAAGAAUGCAGUGAUCAAGACCGCGAUAGAAAAAAUAAGAAAGGCAACCGAAGAACAAGAAAAGCAAUUACGCGAUAAGGAGGAAGAAUUGCAAGAAUUAUACGAAACUUUUGCCGAAUUAGAAGAAGAGUUACAAGUGAUCACUCACGAACAACCUCAUAUUAUGACCAAAUUUGAACGAAUUAGAGACAAAGCCAAUACUUUUAAUUAUCUUAACAUUAUACUGUUUAUUAUGGAAGACUCAAACGAGCAAUUAAUCAACGUUAAAUUUCGUCCUUCCACCGGUGACGGCUUUGAUUAUAGAUUUGAUCCUGGGCAGUUAACGGUUCAACAGUUAAAAGAAAAACUUGCUUUACGUACCACUAUACCUGCUAAUAGUAUGCGAUUAGUUUACUCUGGGAGGGUUCUGAAGGAUGAAGACAUGGUAGACCUAUAUGGUGUUAAAGAAGGUCAUACAAUACAUGUGGUUCGAGGAGCAGAUAAUCGUGCGGCCGAACAAGCUGCUAAUGUGCCACCAUCAUCGACUGGUCAAAGAAGUACCAAUUCUGCGACAACAAAUCCUUUUGCCAAUUUCGAUCAAGAUUUAAUGAGAAGUAUGAUGAAUUCACCAAUGAUUAGGCAUCUCCUCUCUAAUCCAGAGAUAGUGAGAUCCAUGGUGAUGCAAAAUCCUACUAUGAGACAAAUGAUAGAACGAAAUCCCGAGAUUGGUCAUAUUAUUAAUGACCCAUCCUUCAUCCGUCAGACAAUGGACAUGGCACGUAAUCCUGAAUUAAUGAGAGAAAUGAUGCGUAAUAAUGAUCGAGCUCUCGCGAACCUUGAAACAAUACCAGGCGGUUUUAAUCAUUUACGGCGGAUGUACCAUACCUUACAGGAACCACUUGAGUCUGCCGGUAGAAAUAAUGAUCAAUCUUCAGAAGCAGCAAACCGACGUCUAGCUGAAAUGUUGAAUGUCGAAAGUCCUCCAGAGGGACGCAUAAAUGUUACACCGUUGCCAAACCCAUGGGCACCACGUAACAAUAACAAUUCGUCAACAUCAGGGAAUAUAACAAGCAUGUUUGGAGGAAUACCAUCUUUCGGUAUUAUGGGUUUCCAAAUGCCUUUUCCAUCGCCAUCAUCAGCCUCCAGGAUUGCAAAUUCUACACAAGGCUCCACUACUCCAUCAACGACCCAAAACUCUCAGACAAAUGAGACACCUAAUGCAACGUCUCUCACGAAUGCACCUGGAACCACGCAAAAUUUUUCUAAUAUUAAUAUACCUCAAAACUUAUCAAUGUCAACCGACCCCGAAUACUCUAGACGAAUCCAGCAAGUUAUGCAAAGAUUUAUGACUUCGUCACAAUUUGCAUCUCGUCAGCAAAUGCCCCAAUCUUAUUAUCCUACAUCUCUUUUCGGAUCACCCAAUCCAUUUUUCACGAAUAUGUCACAAUCGCUUGGAGCAUCACAAACAACAACUUCUGAACCUCCUGAAACGCGUUUUAGGGCACAACUACAAACUCUUGAAGAAAUGGGUUUCAUGGAUCAAGCUGAGAAUAUAAGAGCUUUACUAGCCGCUGGUGGUGAUGUUAAUUCGGCCAUUGAAAUGCUCUUACGAAAUCUGAAUUCAGCAUAA
Funneliformis geosporum is the source of this 1929-nucleotide messenger RNA. The record is from the annotation of a GenBank genome assembly. NCBI's taxonomy places the organism in Eukaryota, Fungi, Glomeromycota, Glomeromycetes, Glomerales, Glomeraceae.